AUGUCUUUCGUAAAAUGUUGUUUUGAUGCUGGCGAAGGUCAUGACAUUCUGGAAUCAUUUGUGCAAAAAUGUACCGAUCCUGGCUGUAAUGAAAGUGUUGGUUACUGUAAGUUGGGGCUAUUUUCCAAAAUGACCACAUCCACUACAGUGACUACUCAAAAUCAAGCGAAGAAUAAUGGAACAACAGCCACAAAGCUUCCAAAGAACUAUGGAAAAAUAGUCUUAACGCUUCAUAACUGUUUACUACCGGAAACUACGUUCAAGGAGACACCAUCACAAGCAGAUGGGUUAGACAUAGAAACUGAGAUUGACCUCAGAGUCCUUGGUUGUGAAAUGAUUCAAACCGCUGGAAUUUUGCUCAAACUGCCUCAAGUUGCCAUGGCUACAGGCCAAAUGUAUCUUCAAAGAUUCUACUAUUCAAAAUCGUUUGUAAGAUAUCCUAUGGAAACCACUGCAAUGGGAAGCAUCUAUUUAGCAUCCAAGGUUGAGGAAAAGCCGUGUCGUAUCCGUGACGUCAUCAACGUAUUUCAUCACAUCAAACAAGUAAGAGCUCAGAAAACAAUCUCCCCACUAAUAGUAGAUCUUAACUACAUAGAACUCAAAAAUCAAGUAAUUAAAGCUGAACGACGCAUUCUUAAGGAACUCGGUUUUUGUGUUCAUGUAAAACAUCCACACAAACUCAUUGUAGUCUAUCUGCAAUUAUUACAAUAUGAAAAGAAUAAAGCGCUUAUGCAAAUGGCUUGGAACUACAUGAACGAUGCUCUAAGGACUGAUGUUUUUAUGAGAUUUCCCCCAGAAACUAUAGCAUGUGCUUGUAUAUUUUUGACUGCACGGAAAAUUGGAUUACCACUCCCAAAUAACCCCCAUUGGUUCUUGUUAUUCAAAGUAACCGAAGAAGAAAUUCGAGAAAUCUGUGUAAGAAUUCUACAACUAUAUAAAAGGACUAAAGUAAAUCCUGAAGAAUUGGAGAGCAAAGUAGAUUCUCUUAGACGGGUAUAUCAAGCUAAUAGGCAAAUGCAAGUACAGAAGGAACGAGAAGCAAAGUUAGAGGAGAAAAAAAGUGAGCCUUCAACAUCAACAUCAAAGGAGACAAAGAGAGAAACUAAGAAUGAAAAGUCUCCAAAGACACCACCAUUAUCUUCAAAAUAUCAUACAAGUCAUAAGAAGAGGGAGAGGAGGUCUCGCUCACCAUAUGAAAGAAAACGGGAAUACUCCAGCAAAAGGCACAAGUCUCGUUCUCGUGAAAGGGAAAUAGACAGGUCAAGGGAAAGAAGGUCUGAUGAUAAGAGGAGUCGGACAUCUUCCAGAAAGUAUGAUGACUAUGAGCGGUCAAAAUCAAGUAGGGAUAGUAGGGAAGAUAAGAGAAAGCAUUAA
Molecule: messenger RNA, 1374 nt
Organism: Pieris macdunnoughi
Lineage: Eukaryota; Metazoa; Arthropoda; Insecta; Lepidoptera; Pieridae
Source: the annotation of a GenBank genome assembly